Stegastes partitus (bicolor damselfish) is the source of this 4037-nucleotide messenger RNA. It is a transcript of the gene atp7b, whose product is annotated as ATPase copper transporting beta. Gene Ontology annotation, biological process: monoatomic cation transport; copper ion homeostasis. The record is from RefSeq and is a predicted model, not a curated record. The transcript is spliced from 20 exons. Gene Ontology annotation, cellular component: membrane. Gene Ontology annotation, molecular function: copper ion binding; ATP hydrolysis activity; P-type divalent copper transporter activity. NCBI's taxonomy places the organism in Eukaryota, Metazoa, Chordata, Actinopteri, Pomacentridae. Bases 1 to 3876 code for a protein of 1291 amino acids.
AUGGAUUUUCCUUCACCUCUCCAGGUAAACGGUCCUGACGACCAAGGCUUCGACAACUUGGCCUACGAGUAUGGGAGCCAGAGCGAGCUCUACCCUCCACCAAAAUCUGCCUCCAGAGCCACGUUUAAACUCCCAGGAAUCACCUCAGAGUUCCAGAUCCAAGGAAUUGACGCCAGACUCUGCAGCCUGGAUGGAAUCUCCGCCGUCACCUGGUCUGUACCCGACAGCUUGGCCCAGGUGGACUAUGACGCCUCGGCUACUACGACCAAAGACAUCGUCCUGGAGCUCCAGGCGCUGGGAUACAUCGCUGAGUCCGCGGUGCAGAUCAGGGUGGACGGGAUGCACUGCCAGUCCUGCGUCAAGACCAUCGAGGACCAGGUCAGGGAGCUACCAGGAGUUUCAUACGUUCAGGUGUCUCUUCAGGAGAGAGCUGCCGUGGUUGUGUUUCAGCCUCUUCUGGUUACAGAAGAAGAGCUGAGAGAAAAGAUCGAGGACAUGGGGUUUGACGCUGCUUUAGUACCCGAGGACCCUGCAAGAGGAGAUUUCAGGGACGCGUUGAAUCUGUUCACCCCGACUGUCACCGUCUGGAUCGGAGGCAUGACCUGCGGUUCAUGUGUGCGGUCGAUAGAAGGGAGGAUCUCCGAGAUGAGCGGAGUUCAGUCCAUCAUGGUGUCGCUGAAGGAGGAAAAGGGAACGAUAACCUUUGACCCGAGUCUGACAGAGCCGGAGCAGCUCAGGGCAGCGAUCGAGGACAUGGGCUUCGACGCAUCGCUCAACGAACCUUCAAAGAGCUCCCAGAGUGAUGAAAAGUCCAGGCCUGUGAGCUCUGGACUUCCUGACCUCGCCGACCUGCAGUCACGCGGUAAAGCAGGAGUCAGCAAUGGCUCCGGAUCACAGGGAACCUCUGCAAGCUGCCAUCCAAGUUCUCCUCAGAUCAAAGCGCAGAAAUGCUUUGUGUGUGUAUCGGGGAUGACCUGCGCCUCCUGCGUGGCCAACAUCGAGCGGCACCUGCUCAAACACCAGGGAAUCAUCUUGGUGUUGGUGUCGCUGAUGGCUGGAAAGGCGGAGGUGAAGUACGAUUCAGACGUCCUGGAUGCUGCUGCUGUAGCUCUGCUCAUACAAGAGCUGGGCUUUGGCGCCACACUGAUAGAGGAUGAAGCAGCGACACGAGGAAAACUGGACCUCACGAUAACCGGCAUGACGUGCGCAUCGUGCGUCCACAACAUCGAGUCCAAACUCACCACAACCAAAGGGAUCCUCGGGGCCUCGGUCGCCCUGGCAACCAGAAGAGCACAGAUCCAGUUUGACCCCGAAGUGCUCGGAGCUCGAGACAUUAUCAAGAUCAUUCAGAGUCUUGGAUUCGAGGCGAGUCUGGUGAAGGAGGGCUUCAGAAACAACCUCGAUCACACAGAACAAAUCCGACAGUGGAAGAACUCCUUCCUGCUCAGCCUGGUGUUCGGCCUGCCGGUCAUGGGCCUCAUGAUCUACAUGAUGGUGAUGGACAGUCAGCACCAGGACCAUGGAGGCUCCAUGCCUGUGGAGCAGAACCUGCUGCCGGGCCUCUCGCUCCUCAACCUGGCCUUCUUCCUGCUCUGUACACCUGUGCAGUUCCUCGGAGGAAGACACUUCUACAUCCAGGCGUUCCGCUCUUUAAAACACCACACCGCCAACAUGGACGUGCUGAUCGUGCUGGCCACCUCCAUCGCCUACAUCUACUCCUUCGUGGUCCUGGUGGUGGCCAUGGCUGAGAAGGCCAGCCAGAGUCCCGUCACCUUCUUCGACACGCCGCCCAUGCUCUUCGUCUUCAUCUCUUUGGGACGAUGGCUGGAGCACGUCGCAAAGGGUAAAACGUCUGAGGCUUUGGCCAAACUAAUGUCGCUGCAGGCUACUGAUGCCACUGUGGUCACUUUGGGACCCGACCACUCCAUCAUCAGCGAGGAGCAGGUGGUGGUGGAGCUGGUCCAGAGGGGCGACAUCGUCAAGGUCGUGCCUGGAGGAAAGUUUCCUGUCGACGGGAAGGUGGUGGAGGGAAGCUCCAUGGCCGACGAGUCUUUAAUCACAGGUGAGCCGAUGCCCGUCAGUAAGAAGUCAGGAAGUUUCGUGAUCGCCGGCUCCAUCAACGCUCACGGGUCCCUGCUGGUGGAGGCAACGCACGUCGGCGCUGAAACAACGCUGUCUCAGAUAGUCAAACUGGUGGAGGAAGCGCAAACGUCAAAGGCUCCCAUCCAGCAGUUUGCAGACAGAAUCAGCGGAUACUUCGUGCCCUUCAUAGUCCUCGUCUCCGUGCUGACGCUGGUUGCCUGGCUGGCGAUUGGGUUUGUCAACUUUGACAUCGUGAAGGAACAUUUCCCGGGCUACAACCCGAACAUCUCCAAGGCAGAGGUCAUCGUCCGCUUCGCCUUCCAGGCUUCCAUCACGGUCCUGUCCAUCGCCUGCCCCUGCUCUCUGGGGCUGGCGACCCCGACAGCCGUGAUGGUGGGAACCGGCGUCGGAGCUCAGAACGGGAUCCUGAUCAAAGGAGGAGAACCGCUGGAGAUGGCUCAUAAGAUCGGUGUGGUGAUGUUCGAUAAGACCGGUACGAUUACAAACGGUGUUCCUCGGGUCACUCGAGUGCUGGUUCUGUGGGAAAUGGCCCGGAUGCCCCUGAGGAAGAUCCUGGCGGUAGUCGGCACGGCGGAGACCAGCAGCGAGCACCCGCUGGGCCUGGCGGUGGCCAAGCACUGCAAAGAGGAGCUGGGCUCUGAUGUGUUGGGGUACUGCCAGGACUUCCAGGCGGUUCCCGGCUGUGGGAUCAGCUGCCGGGUGUCCAGCGUGGAACAUCUGCUGCUGCAGCAGAGCGGGGAACGGUUCCUGCUGCCCGGAGCCACGACCGACGAAAGCUGCCUGCUGCCUGAAAGGGAGGCCGCCUCUGCAGCUGAGGGAGCGUCGUACACGGUCCUGAUCGGGAACAGGGAGUGGAUGAGGAGGAACGGCCACCACAUCGGGGCGGACGUGGACGCCGCCAUGACGAGCCACGAAACCAAAGGACAGACGGCCAUACUGGUGGCCAUAGACGGUGUUUUGUGUGCCAUGUUCGCCAUCGCCGACACAGUGAAGGCAGAGUCGGCGUUAGCGGUGCACACACUCAACAGCAUGGGCAUCGAGGUGGUGAUGAUAACAGGGGACAACCGGCGCACAGCCAAAGCCAUAGCCGCUCAGGUGGGGAUCAGGAAGGUGUUCGCUGAGGUGCUGCCGUCACACAAGGUGGCAAAAGUGCAGGAGCUGCAGGAGCGAGGCCUUCGAGUGGCCAUGGUGGGCGACGGCGUCAACGAUUCGCCCGCCCUCGCCCGCGCAGACGUCGGCAUUGCCAUCGGCACGGGAACCGACGUGGCCACUGAGGCGGCCGACAUCGUCCUGAUCCGAAACGACCUGCUGGACGUGGUGGCGAGCGUCGAGCUGUCCAAGAAGACAGUGCGCAGGAUACGGAUCAACUUCGUCUUCGCCCUCAUCUACAACCUCCUGGGGAUACCAGUCGCUGCAGGCGUGUUUAUGCCCGUCGGCCUGGUUCUGCAGCCCUGGAUGGGUUCAGCUGCGAUGGCCGCCUCGUCUGUUUCAGUGGUGCUGUCGUCUUUGCUGCUGAGGAUGUACAAGAAAACCUCCGUUGAGCUCUACGAGGUUCGUGCAAGAGGCCAAAUGAGGAGCCUCCGGUCGUCUCAGAUCAGCACACAUCCGGGUCUGGACGGUCGGCGCCGCAGCCCGGCUCUACCCGACUCGACCCGCGACCCCGGGGCCCCUCCGGCCCUUUCCAGCCGGGCCUCCGUCCAGGGCCCAACCGGGAGCGCUGCCCAGGAACAGGACCGCUACUCCCUGCUGGAGGCCGGAGAGGAGCUCAAGUAAAGGGAAGACACUUUCUACCUGGUUCUCAUGUUUACGAGUGUAUUUAUGUAAAAAGACUCAUUUUGCACAGAGACUUUAACCCUGUGGACGCUUCAUGUGCUCCUGUCACAUUUUCUACUCAUUUUUCACUGCAUUAUAAAGUCCUGCACCUGAAGAACUCA